UUGCCUCCCCCCCACACACACUAUUAUUUGGAUGGGAGGUAUCAAGAUGGAGGAGCCGUGGUGGAAAGGAGACCUUGCAGCAGAGAUUCACCGGACUCUGAGACUGAAGGAGCUGAAACUGCCUGUGUACAAAGCUCAUUCUUCACAAAUGGGGAUGCGGCGCUAUUUGGCUGACCUCUUGACUAUCCUCAGCAGCCGCUGCCAACUCUGUCCCACGGCCCGGCAUCUUGCAGUCUACUUGCUGGACCUCUUUAUGGAUCGCCAUGAUGUUGCCGUCAAACAACUAUGCGUCAUCUCAAUGGCUUGCCUCCUCCUUGCAAGCAAAUUUGAAGAAAAAGAGGACAGGGUGCCAAAACUGGAGCAGCUGAACAACUUUGCUUACAUGUGCCGCCUCAACUUGACGCUUACGAAAAAAGAUCUGCUGAAGAUGGAGCUGCUCCUCUUGGAAAGUUUCAACUGGAACCUCUGCCUGCCAACGGCAGCACACUUCAUUGACUACUACCUCUUGGCCUCUGUUAGCGAGGCUGACCUACACAGUGGCUGGCCUGUCACAUCCGUCACCAAAGUCAGAGCUUUCAUGGAGAAAUAUGCUCACUAUUUCCUGAAAGUCUCCCUGCAAGAUCACAUUUUCCUCUCCUUCCAGCCUUCUCUGGUUGCUGCUGCUUGUGUCGGUGCCUCCCGCAUCUGCCUUGAGAUAUCUCCAUCUUGGACCACACAACUCGAGCUACUGACAUGUUAUUCCUGGGAGAAUCUUGCUGUGUGCAUAGAAAUGAUGCUCAUAGCCCACGACAAGGACAUCAAAGAAGCCAGUAAGGAUCACAUGACACUUCUGCAGCGGCAGCAAGUUGUGGAAAGUCUAGUCUUGCAGACCCCCACACAAGUCCUCUUUCAGCAGUCAAGAUAUCACCCCGUGACACCCUUGACGCAGCACUCAGUACUCCUCUCACAGUUCCACUCUCCAAUACAGGACCUGUGCUCUGCUUACCGGGACUCUUUACAGGCUCUACAAUCUAGCAGCCUUGCUUCAGGGAAUACCAGUAGUUCACUGUGCUCCUACUCCACGUUACCAACCAGCUUUCAGCCUGUUGUGCAAACUGUGUCCUUUCAAGUGCCUGUUACUAUGCAGGUUGCCAUUUCCACAGAGCCCAGGCACUGUCUCUCUCUAACAUAUGGCAGCAGUUAUUUCAGCAGGCAUCAUUCAUAUGCAGCAGGUUGUUUUGAUGGCUGAAAGGUAGCAAGAGGAAUUGGUCUUACAUACCACUGAGGCUUUGCUUCCUAUGCAAACCAGGUGCACCUAUGACAUGACAAAAGUUCCAUCCUGAAACAGCUUUGCUAGAGCUGAGCCAGUCUUAUCAGCAAAGCUGGGUUUUGCUUUUAAAGUUCAAAAUGUAGGUGCCUCUCCUGCAAGAACUAACAGGAGUAAUCCUCAUGAAAAGAAAUACAACACUAUACCUCACUGCUUUUUCAACAUGGCUUCGUUAAACUAGAUAUUGGUGGGUGGAUGGAUAACAUGAGUUUCCUUUUAUGAUUCUUCCGUACAGAAGGCUUCUAUGAACUAGGAAGAACUCUUGAGUUUUAAAAUGGUUCUUUUGGAUAAGGAAACACUGGGAAAUUUCUGAGUAUCACCCAGUGUCCAUGUUAUAAGAUGAUAGCAACACUGGAACUUAUUGUAGAUAACUCUGAAAUUGUCUUCACUCUGAAAUUUUCAUGAAGAAUGUUCCUUCCCUUUCUCUAACCAGAUGUUUCACAGAGAUGUUAAAGUGUAACAUAAACACAGAGAAUUGUUGGCCAUUUUGGCCUGAUUUUUUCUCUUGUGAUGUGGCAUUAGUAGACAAAAAACCAACCGGGUCAUGUGUUUGUAGUAUUUUUUUUUCUUUAAAAUGUGAUCUUAAAUUACCUCUGAAUAUUUAAGAUGCUGCUUGCCUUAAGUAACAAAAGUAUCAUUCGUCUGAGGGAACUUGGUUUACAGUUUAUAUCAGGGAUUAAUGUUUACUUGAAAAAUAAGUAUUUGGGGCUUACUUAGUCAGCUCAUAGACAGAGAGGAGACCACCUUCUGCUAUUGCUGUCCUAAGGUUGAUUUUUCCUAUGCUUCCUUUUCUAAACACACUAGAUGGACAUGAAGACGGAACUGCCCAUUACAAGGGUAGCAAAGAGUUUCCCACAUUGUUUGUUCCUUGUAAGAGAGAUGUGGGCAGGGAGACCGGAUGAUCAUCAGGUGAGAAGAGCGUUGCUUCCCAGGGCAGAUGCCUCCCAGGGCUGUUCUUAAUUUCUUCCUACUCUGAAGCAAGCCGGACUUCAAAAUUGGAACUGACCUUGGCUGAGGGGGAGAGCAGCAUUUGCAGAGAAAAAUCAGUGAAUAUAUGGAAGGUCAAGUUUCUCUGCAAAUGGCCCCCUAAACCUGAACAUUUGCCUUACCUCCACAAAUGCAGAUAUGAGAGUACUCUUGUGUGAAGGUGACACGUUGUUCUGGCCUAAAAUCCUGUGGGUUCACUGGAGUGUAGUUUCUCAUUGGAUCAUGGCCUUGACAAUUUUGGUGCAAUCAAGCUUCACCCUGUGUCACAAAAGAUUUGAACAUGUCUGCCAGAGUGUGAAAUGCUCACUUGAUAUGCAGCUAUUGUUCUGCAGUUGCUGACAGCCAGUAUUGUUUGUCAGUCAGGUUCUCAGAACUGCAGACUAGACGGUGUGCAAUAUGCGUUUAUUCUGUCUAGUGUCCCAUGAGCGUAUAGGAUAUUGGCUGUUUUGCUUUUAGUUUUAUAUGUCUGUAUGAAAAAAAUAGUUUUUAAGAUGGAUGAGUUGAUUUUAUAAGAUGAGGGGAAACUAUUCCCUGUUCGAAUGAAUCUUUCCGUUAGGUCCCUAAAAUAUGUUUCACUCCAGGCUUGGCACACUUUUAAACAGCAAAAUAUGUAACAAGGUAGAGUUGGACUUUUUAUCUUUUAAUGGCAUUUUUGUUAAACAAAAAGAGUAUUAUCUGGAGAUUUGUGUUUUGGGGGUUUUUUGUAUUUAUAUGUAACUUUAUUUCUACAUGAUCCUGUGUGUUUAAGCAGACUUUUAACCAUGUCAUUGUGUAAAAAUAUCACCUGGGAAGCUCUGGCUGAGGAAGCCCAUAUGUUCUUAUCAAAAGCUACUGAGGACCUUUUUUGAGUUGCAGUUAUGGUCACCUUUCCAUGUUAGGGAUGGUUAUUCAAUAAAAAAGCACAAAAUGCUAA
Messenger RNA from Heteronotia binoei (common prickly gecko), 3206 nucleotides. It is a transcript of the gene CCNJL, whose product is annotated as cyclin J like. Gene Ontology annotation, molecular function: cyclin-dependent protein serine/threonine kinase regulator activity. Gene Ontology annotation, cellular component: cyclin-dependent protein kinase holoenzyme complex; nucleus; cytoplasm. The transcript is spliced from 5 exons. NCBI's taxonomy places the organism in Eukaryota, Metazoa, Chordata, Lepidosauria, Squamata, Gekkonidae. Bases 32 to 1228 code for a protein of 398 amino acids. The record is from RefSeq and is a predicted model, not a curated record. Gene Ontology annotation, biological process: regulation of cyclin-dependent protein serine/threonine kinase activity; mitotic cell cycle phase transition.